CUCUUCCGCAGGCGGAACCUUUGUGUGGGCCCGGCCGAGGGUGUCUUCCGGGGGAGUGGGGUGCCGGUGUGGGUGUGACACCGCUGCAAUGGCCAUUCUCCUCCGGCGCCUGGGCCUAGCCCGACUGGGAAUUGAUACUAACUCUGGCUGCACAGGCCUAUAUCAGAUUGAUGCCAAGGUUCUUCCUGCUGGACUAAAGACGUAUGAGAUUCCUCCGCGUUAUGAUGAUGUGAUCAUUCCGGAGAAGCCGAAGCUAAAAUUCCUCAAUAAAGUCCCUAACUACAAGAAGCCUAGGCGUUGGAUGAAAAGACUGGGAGAUAUUCGUGGACCAGCAAUUAGGGCUAAUACACUCACACGAGGAGAGUAUGGCAUUGUAGCUCUCGGAGGUGGUUAUCUUCACUGGGGUCACUUUGAAAUGAUGCGCCUCACCAUUAACCGAAAAAUGGAUCCCAAAACUAUGUUUGCUCGCUGGCGUGUGAAUGCUCCAUAUAAACCCAUCACACGCAAAGGGUUAGGUCAGAGAAUGGGCGGCGGGAAAGGAGCCAUUGACCACUAUGUCACUCCAGUUAAGUAUGGCCGGGUUAUUGUAGAGUUUGGAGGUCGGUGUGCCUUUGAGGAAGUGGAACCAUUUUUAUCGGAAGUUGCAAAGAAAUUGCCUUUUCCUGCAAAGGCAAUCAGCAAGAAAACCUUGGAGGAAAUGCUGAAGGAAGAUGAGCAAAAAGCCAGAAACAACCAGAAUCCCUGGACAUUUGAAAGAAUUGCAACAAUGAACAUGAUGGGGAUCCGCAAAGUGCUCAGCCCAUUUGAUUUAAAAUAUCAUGGUAAAUUCUUUGGGAAAUCACGUGUCCCUAAUCGUGUGUGAAGAUUAAAAAACGUGACAGGA
Messenger RNA from Hemiscyllium ocellatum (epaulette shark), 883 nucleotides. RefSeq names its product mitochondrial ribosomal protein L16 (gene mrpl16). The coding region runs from base 89 to 862 and encodes 257 amino acids. The transcript has 4 exons. The record is from RefSeq and is a predicted model, not a curated record. NCBI's taxonomy places the organism in Eukaryota, Metazoa, Chordata, Chondrichthyes, Orectolobiformes, Hemiscylliidae. Gene Ontology annotation, cellular component: ribosome; mitochondrial large ribosomal subunit. Gene Ontology annotation, biological process: mitochondrial translation. Gene Ontology annotation, molecular function: structural constituent of ribosome; rRNA binding.